UUUCAUAAAUGAUGUUCUGCAGCUUCAGUAUGUAGUGGAUGGACAAUCAAAGUUCAAAAUAUAAUAAGGAAUUUAAUUCCCGAACAACAUCCUUUAACCAUUCUGGUGAAAGCCCAGCCAGUGUCACUUUUUGAAAGUGCCUUCAGUGGAUAUAGCUAUAUUUCACCUGUCCCUGUGAUCAUGAGGUACCAGAUUCCGGUCAAGCAUUUCACUUUGGGAGGCACCGUGUUGUAAGCAUUAGGAAUUUCAGUUGCAAACUAAUUUUCCAUUCUGGUAGCAACUCUUAUCUGGAGUGUCAGCUAAGUCAUGAAAAUUGUUUAGAUUAGAAAAUGCACUUUUUAUAUACAGCCUAAAUUAGCUUCAUGUUCUGUAGUUUCUGCAACUUGUCUCAGAAAUCCUCUGAGUAGAACUGAUGUAUGAGACCCUUUAAGACCAUUAUCCAACUGCAGUUUGCUUGGCAAAACUGCAUAAUGCUAACCUUUGAUCUAGGCACCUGGAGGCAGGUAAGACAGGCUCUGCGUGCACCACCGUCCCUGGACCUGUUGUGGUGGACUCCUUGAAGCAAGGUAAACUUGGGCCUUGUUUGAGUUUUUAAAGUCUUUUUUAAUGUAAAAUUUGUCAUUUUAACUUUUUAAGUGUACAGUUCAGUGGCAUUAAGUUCAUUUGCAUUUUUGUGCAGCUUUCACCACUUCCAUCACCAAAACUUUUUCAUCAUCCCAAACUGAAACUGUACUCAUUAAACAGUAACUCCCCUUCCUCGAGACCCUGGCAAUCACCAUUCAUCUUUGUUUCUAUAAAUUUGACUAUUCUAGACAUGUGUAAGUGGGAGCAUACAAUAUUUGGUUUUUUUUGGACGGGGGUUCUGGCUUUUUUAAGGUGUUGUUCCUCAAAAUGUGUUCUAUAAACUGGCAGUAUUUGCAUAUCCUGGAAACUUGCUAGAAAUACAGAAUGUCCAGAUCUACUGAGUCAGAAUUUACAUUUUCAAAAGCUUCCUACGUGACUCAUGCAUAUUAAAGUUUGGGAAGCACUGACUUAGAUUACCUUUUGAGAAUUCCAGAUGGGUCAGAAACCAGACAAAUACUCAGUAGUGAGAAGCUAUGGUGUAUCCGAAGCUGUUAGGCAUUUUGUGGUUUGGUAGUGAGAAAGACAGAUGGUUUUCCUGCAUUCAGCGGCUUAGUCUAGAGAGAGAGACAGAAUGGAAUUAAGUGUUCAGGUGCUAGUCAAAAGUAAAGAUUCGUAGAAAACAAGGGUUCAUAUCCCAGUCAUCAAAGUGUAAAUUUUCCCUGCUUAACAUUUAGAUUAAAUUUAAAAAGUAAUAAUUAGGCCAGGUGUGGUGGCUCACAUCUGUAAUCCCAGCACUUUUGGAGGCCGAGGUGGACAGAUCACUUGAGCUCAGGAAUUCGAGACCAGCCUGGGCAACAUGGUGAAACCCCAUGUCUACAAAAAAUACAAAAGUCGGGCACGGUUGCGUGUGCCUGUAGUUCCAGCUACGCGGGAGGCAGAGGCAGGAGAAUCACUUGAGCCUGGGAGGCAGAGGUUGCAGUGAGCCAAGAUUGGGUCAUUGUACUCUAGUCUGGGCGACAGGGGUGAAACAGUCUCAAAAGAAAAAAUUAAUUGACAAAUAUUGUGUAUAUUCAAGGUAUACAACAUGAUUAUUUGAUAGACGUGUAAUGAGUUAUCACAACAAGCAAAUGGUACACUCAAUAUAGUUUCAGAGAGUGUAUUUAUAAGGGGACUAAUUAGAAAGGUUUGGAAAUGGUGUAGGAGAAUCAAAGGACUAGUGCCCAAGGGCAAAGGAAGGGAGUGGUUACCUGAAACUGGAAGAAAAGAUAGUUUUGUAGAGCAUCUGCUUUGAGAGCAGCAGUGACUUUUAUCAAGAGAUGGAGUUACCUUGAUGCCACAUCACGGGGUGAUCCAGGAGAAUGAAUAUGCCGAUUUCUGUCCUCCCUUCCUCUACUCUUCUGUCAGGCUGAACCCAACAGAGCCCAUUUGAUGUAGUCCAAACAGACAGACUUUCAGGGGCAGCAAGCAAGGUGGAGAAAGAUGGGAAAUACUAAUUGAAGGGCAGUUGAAAAAUAUGUUUAGUCUACCUUUUUGCCCCUUGUCGUCCUCUCUUGUCCUUAAUAUAGGUGAAGUUUCAUGUCCUUAACACAAGAGAUGCCUAGAGUCCCAUCAACUAUUUUAUCAUUAUGGGGUGAUAACCAUUUGUUUAUGCUUCCACCUUAAACCUAAAGGAUUAGGUAUCAUUAGUGUCCUCAUAUAAAGCAGCAGUAGAAAAGUGAGAAGACAAAAACAAGUAACGAAAUAUAGUUGUUAGAGUUCCUACUCGUAAAUGGUCAUACAGCCUAAGUAUCAUGGCCAUCUUUUCCUACCAUCCAUUCGAUGUUGGGUUCCCCUCACCCUCUGAGAACCCCUCGUUCAGGUUCCCCUCACCCUCUGAGAAACUUGGUGAGAUGACCAAACCUGUGUGCGGGGUCUGAGUUCUUAGUGAUUUGCUCUUUAUUGGGCUUCUGCAGCUUUCCGUCCUGGGAAUUACUGGGCAAGGGAGUAGUGAAGAUGUCCCAGUGAGUCCUCAGAGUUGCAAACACAGUCCUCCUUUCUCUGGUUGUGUAGCAGCAACUCAAUUCCCCCCUGGUAAUUGGGAUCAAUUACCCCAACUGGUGCAAUGGCUUCUUUACAUUUUUUUUUUUCCAGUGGCCUAAGGAGCCCCAGAUGGCCAAGAGGUAGCCUUAGCUUCUAAUUCAUUGAGACCAUAACUGUAUUGGGUGAAAUAUUCCUCAUUUAAUGCUAGAAUCUUCAAGCCUACUUAGCCAGGACUACCGAAUAAGAAGCAAAAACUCUUCAAGUGAAUUAUUAGAUAUAACAGUAAAAAAGGCAACUUCUGUUCCUACCCCUUGGUUCUUAAUUGCAGCUAUGCAUUUUGGCCUUGGGAGAGAUGACACCAUAUAUUCUCCCUGAUUUAAGCAUAGUGGCAUUAAUACAGUGGACCAGUAUAAUGUUUUGUGGGCUACUAAGAAAUUUAAGUUCCCUUUGGACUGUAUUAUAACAAAAAGUGGAAGAGUUGACACAGUCCUGGGGCAAGAUGGUAUUAAUAAAAUUAUGCUCUUGUCCCUACCAUACAAGUGCAGUUUCCCCAAAUUCCUUAAUGAUUGGAAUGGAAGAUAAGGCAGGUAAGUAGCUGUAUGUCAAGUCCAAGGGGCUAUGUCCUUUUGCUCCAUUAAAGAACAGCACAUCUGGAAUUUAGUUGUGAUUGGCAGCACAACCUGAUUAUCAACUGUAAUUCUUCAGAAUUUGUCUGGUUUUCGCACCAGCCAAUUAGGUGAAUUAAGGGAUGAUGGGGUAAGAAUCAUCACUCUGCAUUUCUCAGGUUUUUGAUGGUAGCAUUAUUUCUGCAAUACCUCUAGGGACAUAGUGUUUUUUUUGUUUUGUUUUGUGUUUUUACUAUUUUUUUAAACUAUAAAGUUUAGAACACACACACAACACACACACGCAUACAUAUAUGCAACUCCAGAGGUUUCUGCCUGACCCUUCCUACCAUAACAGUCCUCCUACCAGAGGCCAGGGAAAUAACGUAAGGACUCUGCUUGUUACUGAUAUCUAUUCCCAGUAUACAUUCUGGGACUUGGGAAGAAUCACAUAAUAAGUCCGUGGUUAUGCUGCCUAGAUGGACUCAGGCCAAGACUUCAUUUACCCUUUGAAAUUUAUAAGCCCCCAGUGACAUGUUAGGUACAUUGGUGUUUCCAGUCUCUGAGAAUCGGUGUAAGUUUAGAGACAGUAUCUAAUGCCCCUGCAUAGUCUAGGCAUUUCUUUUUCCCCGUGUGAAGUCAUUGCAGCCCACACUAUCUCUGGGGAAAGCUUGGGUGAAAAUUCUGAAUGCAUACCUGUGGCUACAUUGCAGGAUCCCUUCUCAGAAGGACCCAGCUUCCUCAUAGUUAAGUGGCUCCAGGACUGUGAACUAGCUUAGAUCUGGGAACUGGGUAAAAAGCUGUGAAUCCCUUCUAUAGUAAUCUGGGUUAGGUUUCUGUCUUGUAGACCUAGAAAUUUAUGUCUAGCUGCACCUUAGUAGGCUGCUCAUUUAUUUCAUUUCUUGGGAACUUACCAUCAAUUAGUCAUCACUACAAAUUCUUAUAGGUCAAAACACCAUGAUUAUCAUUUCUUUAUAUUUAGUUUAAUUAUUUAUUUUAGACAGAAUCUUGCCCUGUCACCCAGGCUGGAAUGCAGUGGCACAAUCACAGCUCACUGCAGCCUUGAACUGCUGGGCUCAAGUGAUUCUCCCACCUCAGCCUCCCAAAUAGUUGGGACCGUAGACAUGUGCCAACAUACCCAGCUAAUUUUUUAAAAAACUCAUUGUAGAGACGAGGGUCUCUCUGUUGUUCAGGCUGGUCUUGAACUCCUGGGCUCAAGUGGUCCUUCCACCUCGUCCUCCCAAAGUGCUGGGAUUACAGGUGUGAGCCCUGCGUGUGGCCCAUGAGUAUCAUUUCUUUCUUAUGGGGUUUAUUGUGGUCACUGCCUAGCUUGUAUCUGAUUGAUCAGGGAACUGAUUCCCUUGUAUCUAUUCCUACCAUUAUCUCCAGCAUACAGAGGACAGCCACCAUAGAGCUGCACCUUUCUGAAUUGGGAAUCAGUCACCAUGAGCAAAGGCACAGCACUGGGAAGGUGGGAAAAGAUAAACUCAAGAUGGUUUAGCACCCUGCCCCCUUCUUGCCAUCCAGUGGGUCUCUGCUCCAUUCCUCCUUUUACUUGUCUAUACGCAUCUUCCUAGAAUAUCCUUUUGAUUGUUUCCCUUUCCUGCCCAGAUACCUUCCAUGGUAAAGAAGUUUCUAAACCAUGUUCUUCCCAAACAGUACAUCCUGCAUGUUUUCUUAAUCAUACAUAUACAAAAUACAAGUAAAUAGGAAAAGGCAAUUAUAGUAACAGUUGCUAUUGGAAUUCCUCUUUGGAUUUAUUAGAGAAAGUACCCUAAUAUAUGCCUUGGGUAUAGAUAGUGAAAGCCCAAGCAUUUUGGGCCUGGUUAGAACUAAACUGUAGCAAACAAGGGAGAAGUUUUUCAGGGACUCUGGAAUGGGAGAGAGAGAGAACACUGGGAUAGCUGAGAGGAGCCAGGAGUUGGUGAAGUCUUUGCAUUAGGGGAUGUGACACUUCACAGGCACCCCUCACCCCUAUGUUUUUAGUAAAAACUACCAAGAACUUGAUGUGUAAGGAUUUCUUAUAGAUGCCAGUAAAAAGGUUAAGUCAUGCACCAGGAAGCUUUGCAGAAAAACAGUCUACACCCAAGGAUGCAGGAGCACAGGAGUAGAGAAGAACAUAAGGAGGAAUUCUUGAGAAUUUGUUGGAUUAUCGGGGACACUUUGGGCUGACACAGGGAGUGGGGCUGGGAUAUAGGCAGAGUGUAAUCAGACCACUGAGGGGCAGGGAGUCUCUAACAUCUAAGUUACGUGCUUAUAUUUUAAAUUUUUGUGAUUUUAGUUUUUGCUUGCUCCAUUAGAGUAGAAAAUAAGUAUUUGUUGAAUAAGUUAGAAAAAUGAAUGAAUGAAUGAAUUGCUUUCAGGACUAUGCCACAAAAUGUUAGGAAAGGGCCUUAAGGAUCUAUUAGUUAAAACUGUUGAGCAAUUAGUUCAAUGUUGUUAGGUAUUGAUCUCACUGCCAAUGAUAAUAACCAUUAGCAGCAAUAACAACAGUCACCGCUAUGAGUGCCUACCAUGAAUCAGACAGUUUACAUUUAUAAUCUCUAUUUUUUUAAACCUUUCAAGAAAAGUGUCAUUAUUGCUACUUUUCAAAUAUGUUGUCCACAGUUUCUCAAUUAGUAACCCAAAUCUGCCUGUUUCUAAGCGGGGGUGUGCCCACCUCUUUGGCUAUGCUUUUUCUCAGCUCAUUCAUUCCAAAGACAGACCAUUUAACCAUUGGAUUUGGGGCAACAAAGGUGGAUCAAUCAUGAAUCCUUCACUAAAAGAGCUUGCUUUGUAAUAGAUGAAACAGUUUAAUUUUUAGAUCUAGUGUUAUAAGGGUUUAAGUAGUAGCACACUGUCAACCUUCUGUUGGAAUGAAAAGAAUAACUGAUGACCACAAAAAAGCAAUUCUGCUUAAACCAGGGUCUCUCACCCUUGGCACUAUUAAAUUAUCAGUACAGGCGGUCCCUGACUUCUGAUGGUUCAACCUACGAUUUUUCAACUCUACAACAGUGCAAACAACGGCAACAACAACAACAAAAAGUGUUGUCAGUUUGUUCAUUGACUUAUGAUGGAGUUACAUCCUGAUAAAAUAGUGGUUAGUUGAAAACAUUAAUAUUUUUUAUUUUACUUUAAGUUCUGGGAUACAUGUACAGAACAUGCAGGUAUGAUGCAUAGAUAUACAUGUGCCAUGGUGGUUUGCUGCACCUAUCAACCUGUCAUCUAGGUUUUAAGCCCUACAUGCAUUAGGUAUUUGUCCUAAUGCUCUCCCUCCCCUUGCCCCCAACCUGCCGACAGGCCCCAGUUUGUGAUAUUCCCCUCCCUGUGUCCAUGUGUUCUCAUAAACAUUAAUAUUUUCAACUUACAAUGGGUUUAUCGAUCCCAUCAUAAGUCAAGGACCCUCUGCACUGAAUAUACUUCAUUGUGGAGGGCUGUCUUGUGCAUCAAAGGAGGGUUAGCAGCAUCCCUGGCUUCUACCCAUUACGUACUAUGGCAUACCUUCUUCCACUGUUGUGACAACCAAAAUAUCUCCAGAUAUUGCUAGAUUGGGCAAAAUUUUACCCAGUUGAGAAUCACUGGCUUAAAAGGAAAAAGGCCAUUGCAUGGAUGUGCAAUAACACCUUUAGCCAUUUCCUAAUGAUGUCAUUUAAUCAGUUAGGAUUUUUGUUUUGUUUUUAGUAUUUUGCUGUUACAAAUAAAGCUGCAAUGAACAUUGUUUCUUUGUGUACUUGGGCAUGAUACAUUUCUAAAAGUGAAAUUGCUAGGUUACAAGAUUUUAUAUUUAGGAUUGUGAUGUUGGCUCUAUGACCUCUAAAGACAUUAAACAAAUAGCACUACCUUUACUAUUUUAUUACAAAUAUUCUUUUUUGAAUUUCCUCAAUUUUUAAACUUAAAUAAGAUCCAUGAAAGUAUGGGUUUAUAUGAUAAUAUUCAUUUUCCUACUAUACAUUAAAAUAAACACAUUAAAUACUUUAAAAAAUCCCUCAUGCACAACCAAAAAUCAUCUUUUACACCAAAUAUUAGAACACUCCCUUCACUUUAAAGAUGUGGUAACUGACUAGAAAAGAGUCUUCCCUUCAAGUAUACAGUGAUCUGUGGUCAAUAUUCUUUGGAUUUUUUUUUAUUAUUCAACCAACUGAUUUUGUUUAAGUCAUACUUCGCUAAUUCAUUCACAUGAAAUAUUUGGCCAAAUGCUCUGUUAAAACCAAAGCACUUCACGUCUUUGAUCUUGCCUUCAUCUUGAUAAUUGUUGUAAAAUGUGAGAGGUGUCACACUGCUGCAGGGAUUUCUUCAGUUACUCAGUAAAGGACAUUUGCAAAUGUCAUUUCUAACUUCAUGAGAACAGGCUAAGCACUAGGGAGGGAUAUUUUCUAAGUAUCCAGGUGGUUGGGUAAAAAUAAAAAGCAAUGGUUGUAAUUUUUUUUUUUUUUGACAGCAAGAACUGAAGGAAAAGGAUUGAGAACACACAGAGCGACACGACACACUGAUUUUCAACAUAACCCCCAUUCAGCAUUUUACUAUUCAUCAUCCGCUGAACAUAUAGAGGCAUAGUUGCCAGCUCUUUGGCACGGUCAUCCCUGCAUUAUGCAGAGGUCAUUCCUGGGCAUCCAUUGUUAUAUCUUGGCAUUCUCAGAAUCAUCAGUCAUUUUUGCAAGGCACAGAGGGGUCAGGUCUGAGAUCUAGCCGUGCUCAAUGCAGCAGAAUAGGAAUCCAGAGGAUGACUCAGGUGCAGAUGAAUUAAGUUCAAAUUGGCAGGCCAAUUUGGCUUCUGUGUUAGGUACAGCAUUAGCAGCUAGUGCCCCUAUUAGGAGUUUCAGUGAAGGCCACAGCCUAGUGGGCAAUCUCAGUGAUGUGAAAUCUUGAGGGGCAGGGGAUACUGUGGGAGGAGGCUCAGAAGUGGAGGAAGAUAGGCAUUCCACAUCAAAGAGGUCUUAAAAGACAGGAGGCGUUUAGGCUAUAGGAUAUGAGGAACCUAGCAAGACAGAGUCAGAAGACCCAGGCCCUAAGAACCAACUGUGGUGCCAGCAGUUUGUAGAACAGGAAGAGAAGUCAAAGCAGGGACCAGACCCAGUUACAAGAAUGAGGGCACAAGGGCUAGGAAUGGGGGAACAAGAGCAUGGUCGUUGUAGUCAGAAAACAUACCAGGGGUAGUCUAACCAAUGGUACAAGUUGUUGCCAAGCAUGAUCCGGUGUUGGUCUCAGGAGGCCUAAUUUUCUCCUAAUUCAGGUGAAUAUUAGUCCAAGGAAUGGAUGGUGGCAUUGAGCAUGCAAGUGGGACCCAAGUUGCCUCAGUGAUGGUACAGAGUGAGAAUUGCAUCUGAAAUCAUUUUGGCAACAAAACUCAUGUUUUCCUCACUGCGCUCAUCAUGCUGCUUCUCCAAGAAAGAGACACAUAGUCUAGCUCUAGGGAUAUGAUCAGUCUGUUCACUAAAUCAUAAGCUCCUUGAAAGCAGAAACUGUUUCAAGUGCCGAGUAGGGCGUGGCACAUGCUCAGUGAUUAUUUGUUGAAUACAUAAAGAAAGGCAAAGAUGGAUGAAGAAAAGGAGAUAUAGUCUGGGUUGGGUGGGGUAUUCCAUCAGGCUUUCCCAGAGUUUCAGUGAAAUACUCCAAACAUUCUGUACAAUUUUUUGCUUUUAUUCCAUCAUAUCCAAGCAAACUGCUGAUUUAAAACAAUGACUUUCCUGGUUUCUUCAUACUGGAAAUGAAGGAUAGAUGUUAUAUGAAUUUGACCACCAGUCAUUAUUUCCCUGUGUUGUGGAUUAUAUUGACAUCUGGUUAAUACCUCGUGGUAGUUCAUCUGGAUUAGAUGAGCAGCAUCAGUCUCUGUGAAGGUGGGCAUAGGGUCCAAGACCCUCUGUAGCAGAGAAAGAAAACUGAUGAAUCAUAAAAGCAUGUGGCUUGCAGUCUGGUAAUAAAAACGGUAUUUUUUUUUAAUCUUUCAUAGUCCUGUUGUUGCAUGUUUUAAAAACUGGCUCUUAGAUGUCCAGAAUUGUAUCCAUUAUAUUCUUGAGGUUCAUAACACAUCCUCACAAUUGGCUCAUAUACUGACUCAAAUAUUGUUGACUUAUAAAAAUUCAGGUUUUGUCUUCUUCUGAGAAACUGAAGGAUCCAGCAACACUGGGUCUGUUUCCCUUCAGGGAAACCAUUAGCAGCUGCCCAGAGUGCUGUCCCUCUUUAUACUGAUCUCUGUUGUCUCCUGACAAAGAGGCUUCAUGUCAGUUGAUGUACAUCAUUGGGCAUGAACUGUUACUUUUCUAAUAAAAUGGAGAGAGCUGUUUUAUUGCAUCUACGCCAUCCAUUUACAUUACCUGCCUGGCAAGUGUCUUUUGAGUUUGAGAACUCUGCUCUGCUGGGCAACCCUUUUGACAUCCCUAAUAAUAGCUACCAUUCACGGAGCCCUUAUUAUAUGCAAGCACAAAACUAACAAUUUUUGACCCAUUAUCUCUUUGAUCUCUAUAAAGCUCUAUGAGGUAAGUCCGAGCUGUCAUCUCCAUUUUACAAGCAUGGAAACUGAAGCUCACAGAGGCAGGUAAUUUGUGCAAGAUCACAAAACUUCUAAGUGGUGACACUGAGAUUCAAACUUUCAAUUCAAACCUUGGAUUCAAAGCCUAAAUCCAAAGUUAGAGUUUAAAUUAUUUUUUAAAAUUACGCUGCUUCCCAGCCAAUAAUCUUUUAAUAAUAGAAUUGCUGCUACCAUAUGGGGUUUCUCCCCCCGACGGUACCUCUUCCUGGUAUUCAAUGCCAACCUGGUGCUGUUGCUUUGUUGGAGAGGGAGGACAGGUGGUUCUGGGGUCACUAUGACUCUAAUAAAUUACUGAUCCUGGCACUGGGGUGUGUGUUUGUGUGUGUGUGUGUGUGUGUGUGUGUGUGUAGCUGGGCUGUCCCAGCGCUAUCCACAGGGAAGCUCCUAUAAAGGGCUCCAUCUCUGGCCUCACAGCUAUCAGACCAUUGAGAUGUUGAAGUUGUUGCUGUGGAUUGGUGAGUGUGGCAAGUCCCAGCAGUGUCACUCAGUCCAGGAGGUGCCAGGCUUUAUGAGUUUGUCAUCUCUCUGGUGCCUGAGAGAGCAGCCUGAGACUCAGGGAGCCUAGAUUAGGUAGAGAUGGGAUGGGCCAUAGUUAACGGUCAGAGGUCAGAGGGACCCAGGGAGAAGUGGUCAGAGCAGUGGUUCUCAAACCUGGUGGCACAUUAGAAAUUUUAAAUGCCUGAGUUCCACCUUGGACCAGUUCUGUCAGAAUCUCUGCAUGACCAGCCAGGAUAUCAGCACUUCUUAAUUUGCAGCCAGGGUUGAGAACCACUGGCCUCAAGCUUUUUCUGGGACUUCUAACACUCGUCGUUGUCCCUGGGCAAAGCAUGAGCAUAUACACAUGUUCAUCAGAAAGAAAGGAACUUACAUCUAGCUCCACUGGUCCAACUUUAGAGACUAGGAAAUGAGUGAAUGGUGUGUGUGUCCCCAUUUGUGUGUCUGCAUCUGCAUAAGGUGCUGUGUUGGGCACCCUUGCUAAUCAGAGGGUGUGCUGUGGCAUGCAGCUCUGGUGAGGGUAUGAAUCUCUGUGUGACUCCUCCCUUUGUUUCCCGCAGGGCUGGUUCUUGUGCUGAAACACCACGAUGGUGCUGCCCAUAAACUGGUGUGUUAUUUCACCAACUGGGCACACAGUCGGCCAGGCCCCGCCUCGAUCUUGCCCCAUGACCUGGACCCCUUUCUCUGCACCCACUUGAUAUUUGCCUUUGCCUCAAUGAACAACAAUCAGAUUGUUGCUAAGGAUCUCCAGGAUGAGGAAAUUCUCUACCCAGAGUUCAACAAACUAAAGGAGAGGAACAGAGAGCUGAAAACACUACUGUCCAUCGGUGGGUGGAACUUUGGCACCUCAAGAUUCACCACUAUGUUGUCCACAUUUGCCAACCGUGAAAAGUUUAUUGCUUCAGUUAUAUCCCUUCUGAGGACACAUGACUUUGAUGGUCUUGACCUUUUCUUCUUAUAUCCUGGACUAAGAGGCAGCCCCAUGCAUGACCGGUGGACUUUUCUCUUCUUAAUUGAAGAGCUCCUGUUUGCCUUCCGGAAGGAGGCACUGCUCACCAUGCGCCCAAGGCUGCUGCUGUCUGCUGCUGUUUCUGGGGUUCCACACAUCGUCCAAACAUCCUAUGAUGUGCGCUUUCUAGGAAGACUCCUGGAUUUCAUCAAUGUCUUGUCUUAUGACAUACAUGGAAGUUGGGAAAGGUUCACAGGACAUAAUAGCCCCCUGUUCUCUCUGCCUGAAGACCCCAAAUCUUCGAUUUGUUCCUUUGUGUGGGGAGCGAAGAAGCACUGGAUUGAUUAUCAGUAUGUCCCAUAUGCCAACAAGGGGAAAGAAUGGGUUGGCUAUGACGAUGCCAUCAGCUUCAGUUACAAGGCAUGGUUUAUAAGGCGAGAGCAUUUUGGGGGGGCCAUGGUGUGGACAUUGGACAUGGAUGACGUCAGGGGCACUUUCUGUGGCACUGGCCCUUUCCCCCUUGUCUACGUAUUAAAUGAUAUCCUGGUGCGGGCUGAGUUCAGUUCAACUUCUUUACCACAAUUUUGGCUGUCAUCUGCUGUGAAUUCUUCAAGCACUGACCCUGAAAGGCUGGCUGUGACCAAGGCAUGGACCACUGAUAGUAAGAUUUUGCCCCCAGGAGGAGAAGCUGGGGUCACCGAGAUCCAUGGAAAGUGUGAAAAUAUGACUAUGACCCCUAGAGGUACAAUUGUGACCCCUACAAAGGAAACUGUAUCCCUUGGAAAGCACACUGUAGCUCUAGGAGAGAAGACUGAGAUCACUGGGGCAAUGACCAUGACUUCUGUGGGUCAUCAGUCCAUGAUCCCUGGAGAGAAGGCCCUGACCCCUGUGGGUCAUCAGUCUGAGCCCCCUGGAAAGACCCUGACCCCUGUGGGUCAUCAGUCUGUGACCACUGGACAGAAGACCCUGACCUCUGUGGGUUAUCAGUCUGUGACUCCUGGGGAAAAGACCCUGACCCCAGUGGGUCAUCAAUCUGUGACCUCUGUGAGUCAUCAGUCUGUGAACCCUGGAGGAAUGACUAUGAUCCCUGCCCGUUUUCAGACUGAGACCCUUAGACAGAAUACAAUGGCCCCUAGAAGGAAGGCUGUGGCCCGUGAAAAGGUGACUGUCCCCUCCAGAAACAUAUCAGUCACCCCUGAAGGGCAGACUAUGCCUUUAAGAGGGGAGAAUUUGACUUCUGAGGUGGGCACUCACCCCAGGAUGGGUAACUUGGGUCUUCAGAUGGAAGCUGAAAACAGGAUGAUGCUGUCCUCCAGCCCUGUCAUCCAGCUCCCGGAACACACUCCUCUAGUUUUUGACAACCGCUUUGUUCCCAUCUAUGGAAACCAUUCCUCUGUCAACUCAGUAACCCCUCAAACAAGUCCUCUUUCUCUAAAAAAAGAAAUCCCAGAAAACUCUGCUGUGGAUCAAGGAGCCUAGGCCCCGCUGGUGUCAGAAACCAGGGAAAACCCUUGUCUUUUCUUCCAAGUGACAUGUUGGAAGCCUCCUCAUCCCAGGGCAAAGCAGGCAUCAAAACCACAAUAGGCCAAUCUCUUUUCCAUUAAAUAAACUGUAAACACAAGAA
Messenger RNA from Symphalangus syndactylus (siamang), 12758 nucleotides. RefSeq names its product oviductal glycoprotein 1 (gene OVGP1). Gene Ontology annotation, molecular function: chitinase activity; chitin binding. The record is from RefSeq and is a predicted model, not a curated record. Gene Ontology annotation, cellular component: extracellular region. NCBI's taxonomy places the organism in Eukaryota, Metazoa, Chordata, Mammalia, Primates, Hylobatidae. Gene Ontology annotation, biological process: chitin catabolic process; carbohydrate metabolic process.